Pseudonaja textilis is the source of this 8449-nucleotide messenger RNA. The record is from RefSeq and is a predicted model, not a curated record. Lineage: Eukaryota; Metazoa; Chordata; Lepidosauria; Squamata; Elapidae.
AUUUUAGUAACAGAAAAAAUGAAAACUGAACAGCAAGAAAGGAUGGAAAAAAAAGUUGUCACAAAAGAUAAAAAGAGCAUCCAAGUUGAAGAAAAGAUUAAAAAAGAUGUAAAAGAAAAAAAACCUGAGGCCAAGGCACCUGAAAGACUAAAGACCAAAGAAAUCAAAGCACCGGAAGUUACAACACCAAAAGCCAAGGAAAAAAAGGAGACUGCCUUGGCAGUCAGAGAAAAAAUCGAUCAUAAAGAUCAAUUUGCAUUCUGUCGUUAUAUGAUUGACAUGUUUGCACAUGGGAAUGUGUACACAGGCUCGUAUCCUCCCCUAUUUUUGGAACAGACCUCGGCAAUCACAGCUCUUCUCCCAGCUGCUGAAGUGGGAAAGCUUAAUGUGACAGCUACAAAAAAAGUGGAAAAAGGAAAAAAGGUGGUUCAAGAAAAGAAAGCUAUUCCACAAGUUAUAAGAAAAGAAGAAGAGAAGAAAAGAGUAACUGCUGAGAAGAAAGGUGUUCCUGAAAUUAAAAAGAAAGAAGUAGGAGAAGAAAGAAAGAUAAUCCAUGAGAAGAAAGAUGUUUCUGAUAUUCAAGCAAAAGGAAAAAAAGAAGAAAAAAGGAAAACUCCUGAGAGAACGACACUUUCUCUGGUUAAAAAGGCAGAUACAAAAGAAGCCGUUUCCAUGAAAGACCUAAAAAAGCCAGCAAAAACUCCUGUAUCCCCCCAGCCAGUUUCCAUAAAAGUGGCAACACCAGCAGACAGGCCAAAGAAGGCUGCACAUGUGAAAGAAUCUGAAACACAUAAAAAAGAAAAGCCAAUAGAAAUAGCCAAAGUGCCAAAGAAACAUGUGCAUAUAAAGAAAUCUGAACCAGACAAGAAAGAAAAGUCAAUAGAAAUAGCCAAGCUGCCAAAGAAGGCUGUGUAUGCAAACAAAACUGAAUCCCCCAAGAAAAAAAGGCCAUUAGAAACAGCCAAAGUGCCAAAGAAAGAUGUGCAUAUAAACAAAACUGCCAAAGUGCCAAAGAAAGAUGUGCAUGUAAACAAAACUGAAUCCCACAAGAAAGAAAAGCCAUUAGAAACAGACAGGCUACCGAUGAAAGCCAUCCAUAUAAAAGAAUCUGAACUCCACAAAAAAGAAAAGCCAAGAGAAAUGGCCAAAGUGCCAAAGAAAGAUGUGUAUGUAAACAAAACUGAACCCCACAAGAAAGAAAAGCCAUUAGAAACAGCCAAAUUACCAAUGAAGGAUAUCCAUGUAAAAGAAUCUGAACCCCACAAGAAAGAAAAGCCAAGUGAAAUGGGCAAGGUGCCAAAGAAAGAUGUGCAUAUAAACAAAACUGAACCCCACAAGAAAGAAAAGCCAAGUGAAAUGGCCAUAGUACCAAAGAAAGAUGUAAAUAAAGCCAAAAUACACAAGAAAGAUAAGCUAACAGACAUGGCAAAGCUAUCAAAGAAGGAUGUGCAUAUGAAAGAAACUGCACCCCAGCCCAAAAAGGAUAUCCAUAUUCAACAAUCUGAAUCACAUAAAAAAGAAAAGCCAAUAGAAAUAUAUAAAAAGAAACAUGUGCAUGUAAAGGAAUCUGAAGCAGACAAGAAACAAAAACCAAUAGAAAUAGCCAAGCUGCCAAAGAAGGCUGUGCACGCAAACAAAACUGAAACACAUAAAAAAGAAAAGCCAUCAGAAACUGCCAAGCUGCCAAAGAGUGAUGUCCACUUAAAAGAAACUGAAUCACGCAAGAAAGGAAAGUUGGCAGAAACGGCUAAGCUGCCAAAGAAGGAUAUACAUGUAAAAGAAUCUGAACCCCACAAGAAAGAAAAGCCAAGAGAAAUGGCCAAAGAGCCAAAAAAAGAUGUGCAUGUAAAUAAAACUGAAGUAAAUAAGAAAUGGAAACCAGUAGAAACAGCCAAGCUGCCAAAGAAGGCUGUGCAUGCAAACCAAACAAUAACACAUAAGAAAGAAAAGCCAAUAGAAAUAGCCAAACUGCUAAAGAAGGAUAUCCAUGUAAAAGAAUCUGAAACAGACAAGAAAGAAAAGCCAACUGAAAUAGCCAAGCUGUCAAAAAAGCCUGUGCAAGCAAGCAAAAUUGAAAUACACAAGAAGGAAAAGCAAAAAGAAAUUGCCAAGCUACCAAAGAAGGAUAUUCCUGUAAAAGAAUCUGCUGUUGGAGGAACCCACAAGCCAAAAGCUUUACAAGAAAAGAAAGAAGAAAGCCCUAGCAAGGCAGCGGAACAAGAUAAAUCAGACUCUAAAGAAUCAAGUAAAGUGUGUCACAAGCCUGAGAAAGAAAAAUCAAUGAAGACCAUGGAAACCCAGAAGAAAAAGGAUAUCUCAAAAGAAAAAGUGAAGCCUCCUAUUGCUGUCAAAGGAAAAGAGGCAGCAAAAUCAAAUGAUGCAAAGCUUCCCAUUGCUGAGAAAAAGAAAGAAACUGACAUUAAAAAGGGGGAAAGCCCAGCUAAAACAGCCUCCAGCAUGAUAAAACAAACCAAGAAUAUUUCUCAUCCUGACAUUACAGGCAAGGAGGCAGAACAUAAACCACCAAAACAAGAAGUUCUUGGGCAAAAAAAAGGAGCUCAUCUAGCAAAACCAGUAGAAAGACCAGGAAAAGCAACAGCUGAUCUCAAAGUUGCAGAUGAAAAAAAAGCAGAAAAAUCUUUGAGAGAAAAGAAGGAAAAACAUGGAAAAACAGUUGAAAAGACACCCUUGAAAGUAAAACAUAACAAAGUUCCUGCAGAAAAAGCAGUCCCUUUUUAUCACAAUGUGACUACAGAAAAACUUUCAAAAGCUGCAAAACCAGGAACUGCUGUCCGUUACUAUCAAUGUGUCUUUGUAAAUGGAUUUAAUGGUUACACACCUCGAUAUUCUGUUACUCAAGAAAAACCUGCUGAUCCCAAGUUGAAGGCGCGGAAACAAUAAUGUCCUGCAACCUGUGACAUUGCAACAAUUUUGCACUUUGAACCUACUUCAGGGGGUCACCUGGAAGUCCACUUAGCACCUGUGAUAAUGGAAGUAUGAUCAGACUGAUCACAUGCACCUGUAAAGGUUGUCUCUUGGUUGUUAGAGCACCAGAGACAAUUUUAUGGCAUUAUAUGAUUAAGGAUAUCCAUACUACUUCCCUGAAUGAAAGUAUGGUGCUGAAAGAGUACUUGACAGUAAGUUCUGUGUAUGUGUAUAGGUGUAUGUAUAUUUAUAUAUCCUGUUAAAGUCUGUUUCUAGGUUCUGUUUUAGACCUAACUAGUAUGGAAAACAUUUUCCAUGGUAUCAGUUUUGGAAAAUGUUGAAAUGCAAAUAGUCAUUUGCAGUACAGUUUGCAAUCUACGAUAGUGUUAAAUGAAAUUGCGAGUCAUUCUGUAUUAAACUUUUAAGUAACCAGACUCUAAUAAUAAAACAUAUGUUCUACAUAUGAUUUCUUUUUUGGAAAGCAAGCAAUAAAAUGUUUGCUAUUUACAUACUAGAGAGAUAUUUGAAUUAAGCGCAUCAAUUUCUCUUUACUUGCUAUUUGAAAUAACCGACUGAUAUCUCAACAUCAAAAGAAAAAUAUAAUGCUUCCAAUGAAAAUGUCUAAAAAUGUUAUUCUGGCUGCCUAUUAAAAUAGGUUUUGCUUUGUAAAUAAUACUGUAUCUUUGUAAGUAGUUGUUCCUAACUUCUAUUAAAUGUAUUUUGUGUAUAUAAUUUUAUACUUGUUUGCAAUGUCAAACUGAACAAAUUAUGUACUGUUUUUACACCAAUUGGAUAAGGACAACUCUUAACACAAAAAUUACAUCUGAAGUCUUUAACUGAAUCAAUUUCAUAAGUUUCUAACAGGAGACUAUUGUUGAAAUGCUGAUAUUUAUUUUGAAGAGAUGUACAGGGUUUAGGUAACUAUGCCUAAAGAGGUUGAAGCAAUUCAUGACAAUGUUUGGUUUUCCCUCUCUCUCUCUUUACCUGUUUCAUCUUUUCAUGUCUUGGUCAUACUAAAAUAGGACUGGAAUUUAAUGCUACCUAGGCAAUUUCCAUUACUGUAUUUUCAACCCAAUCUAAUAUGAUUCUCCCAUUGUGAAAGUAAAUUUAUUGGGAGAAAAACAAAUACAGAUAAAUGGAAUACUUGAUUACUAAUAUUUCUGUAUUAGACUGAAGGCUAAAUCACAAACAAGUGAUUUAGGAUCAUUUUGAUAAAAAUAAAAGAUUGUACUACUUAAAGAAUGUACUUUGGACGUACAGGCUUAUCCCGCUGCUGGAUGAGCAAAAUGAGGAGGUGCGUCAACAAAGCAGAGAAUUAAAGACUAGACUGUAGUCUUUAUGAAAUAUGGUUUUGACAUGUCACAAGAUAUAUGCAUUGAUUGAAAGAUGAUUGAUCUUGUUAAUAUUGUAUCAUGAUUGAUGAAAGCAUUCAAACUUUUUAUAAAUGAUGAUACCUCACAAGUGACAUGAAAACGUUUGACUGUGCUUGAUUAUAUGGUAGAGUUGUAGAGUUGGCAUAGCAUUAAUGUGAUCAACUCAACCAUAUCAAGAAUUAUGAUCCACCAUGAGUGCAGAAGUAUAGAAGUUUCAGAAUGUAACUUUGAGAUCUGCCUCUUUUAGAUGGUUCAUAUCUACCUCUGAUCUUCCUAAAACAGAAACCUUAGGCUUCUGUUCACUUUUCCUAUAAUUCAUUUAUUUUGCUAUUUAUAGCAUAGUUUUAGUGGCUUUCCAAAGACCUGCAGAUUGAAAUGCGUGUUUUUAGUCAAAUCGCACAAGGUUGCUCUAGAGUUGUAUUGAAAUUUUGCUAAUUGUAGAUAAACCUUACUUAGAUGAUUAAAAGCUGUUUAACUGAGAUUUAUUGAAGCAUAUCCCAAUUCCCUAUAAUUGGUUCAAGUGCAAUAGCAUAUUUGAGAAGACAUUUCCCUUUGGAUAUCCAGCUGACUCAGAGAAAUUCAAAAUAUAAAAUCUCACAUAAUGGUCAAUGUUUCCAGAAGCAUUAAACAUUUGCUUAAAACAAAAGUUUCUUAUUGCCUCCAUCCAGACAUCAGAUUAAUAAAAAAAAAUCUUGCCAUUAUUUGAAUUAUAUCAGUUUAUCCAUGUUUUAACUGUUGAUUUGCAAAACAAAAUAGUCAAGGGUAUCAUAGUAAGGACAGCUCAGUUUCAUUAUUUGACAGGGCAGUGAUUCAUGAUAUUGUUAUUUAUCUUGAUAUUUUAAUUAAUACCAAGAAUCAAAUAGUAAUUACUGUGGUCUUUCUAUGUGGCAUAGGUUCUUUGAAUAGUUUGCCACACAUUAACUUAAAAUCCUAAAUUAAAUUUCAUUUCAUGUUCUACUCCUUGAUAAUGCUUUCAGUGAUGUUUCUUUACUUGGCAUCCACAUAAAGGUUUGAUGUUAAUAGACAAAGUUUUCAUCAUAAAAGCAGUGGCCCCAUUGUGCUGUUGUGCAUAUAUUUCUAACAGCAUAUAGGGAUGAGAAGUACAACAUUUCAUGGUAUAGCAGACAAAAUAACCCUACAGCACCACAGUAUAAAGAACAGAUAGUAGGGACACUUCCUAUAUCUUAUUGAUAAGGACAAUGGAAAAGAAAGAGGUGCUUAUAUUUUUAUGUCUGUUUUUACUGAUUCUGUUUUUCACCACCUUAAUUUAGCUUACUGUUUUUAUUGGGUAUGGAAAUUAUGCCAGCCCCUGGGCUAGCAUAUUUCCUUUCUAUUUUGUGGAUAUAUUCAGAGACCUGGGAGUUUGAACUGAUAGCACUAGAUGUGGGCCAUGACAUCUCCUGUUUUUUUAGCUGAACUUUCAUUUUUCAUUAGUUAGACAGCCACAAAAGCAAAAGUAUAUACUAUCACACAAUGAUGUUCCUCAAUGAAAAUCCUUAUUGGACCUCUUUCUCUAUGGAGGACCAUCUCUUUUUCCACAGGGAGGAAGGUCUAUAAUAUUUUAUUACUUGUAGGAUACCACUCCAGAAACUGUAGUAGUGUUUAUUAAAAGUACAGUGCCAGCUAAGCUAAACAAUUACUGCCAUAGUCAUUUUCCUACAUCUACGCUACUUAGUCCUUUAUGAUAACUAUACUAUUUCUAUAUCUUUAAUCUCAAAUGCAGGCCUUUUUUCACAAUAGAAAUCAGGGAGUGAAUGUGUGACAUCCAUAAUUUCUGGUUCCAUUUCGUUUAUCAUGAAUAGAGUAAGGGAGAAAAAAAGUCACACUGGCUAAAAUAAUUCUUGUAUUCCUUAGUUUUGAAAAUAAGAAGGAAAAUACCUCUAAGAAUAGUUUGUCAAGUCGUCCACUGCCUUUUAACUGCCGCAGAUGUCUUCCAAUUGUCAAAAUAAUAUACCAAGUUAUAAGCACUGAAAAUAAGGCUAUCUCAAUUCAAAGAAAGACGUAAUGCUUUGUACAAUUUUUUUUUAAGGCAUCCAGAUAGAUUUAUGUGUAUGCAAAAUAAGUAGAGGUGUAUUUGAAGGUAAGAUCAAAAAGGCCUGGGAAUGAUUAGAAGUAACACAGGCAGGGUCUUGUUUUAAACAAGAAGGGAAUGAAAUAUUUUAAUGGAUGCAAAAAGAAAUGGUAAACAUAAGAAUGGCAAAAUGAAGAGAUAUAUCACUAUUGUGAAUGGAUGUAGUAGAAGGAAUGCUGAGGAUUUUUUUUGAGGUGUUGCAAAGCAAUGAGUGCAACACAGAUGGGAAGAAGAAACAUGGUAAAUAAAGAAAAAUGUUUGAUCUUCCAUCUUGAGAAAUAAAGCCAAGAAAAGAAGAAAAGCUAACGCAGAUUGUUUUUUACAAACUAGAGAAAGUACUGCAGAAGGGACUUCGCUGUAAAAUAGUCAGUGGUGUUUUUCAAUUACCAAAAUAGAUUUAUAUUUAAGAACACAGUGUAGCAUUGCGGAUGACUGCGGUAUUGGUUGCAUGUAGAGAAUCAGGUGAUGGAUUUGUUCCAAUUAAUUGAACACCAGUCAAACAUAACUUUUCCCUUCUUACAAUUGUGAGACAUAUACUGUAUUUGGUCAAUAAGAAGACUGAAAGGCCUGCACAUUUUCUACACAUUUAUGAUCAAUGUUCUCCCCUAUUCUCAGUACACAAUCAUGAGUUCCAAACUCUCAUUCCUUAACCACACCAAGGAAUGGAAGACUAUGACUCAGUUGUCAAUAGAAGAUACCUAUCUCUCAUUCACUCUAAUCUUUGGUAUAGUGUCUUGAUAUAGGCCUAUCUAUAAAUACCAGGAAAGCAGAGAAUAAUCUUUGUUAUAAUCUAUAGCAUAGUAAACAAUAUUGUGCUCAUGGACCCUUCCUUUGUACCUUCUAGAAUCUAGAUUCUAGGCUGCAGAUGACUUCUUUUUAAUAGGACCUUUAAUUUAUAACGAAGCAAAUAUUGCCAUGUUACAAGCACCAGGUACUAACAUAUGGAUCCUGUAGAUAGUCUUAGAAAAUAAAAACGUUAGGUAACUACAGCUUAGCACCUGGUUUGGAAAUACACUCACCUUUCCAGAAAAAAUAGAAAGAACGAAAGAGGAUGUGGGGGGGAGAGAAACUAGAGGUAAUUACAAAUGAGAUGUAUUUUAUGACUGGCUGUACUGACUAUGGCAGGCAUUUGUCAAAUGGAAAAGUCUAUCUGUCAGCCAUCUGUAACAAUGUUCAGUACGCCAAAAUGAUAGCCUACUUCUGAGCUACUCCAUGACUGUAGGUAGUCUGAAUUUAUAGCUUUAUGCAAAAAUAUGUAUCACACCAUACUGACAACUUUAUAAAAUAGAAAAGAGAAGAGCAAAAAGUUGUGUAGACUGAGAAUGUGCUGAUUGGUUGUGAAUUUCUCCUAAAUUGAGAGAACUGCACAAAAAGGGUUUUAUGAUUUUCUGAAGGUGCAGUAUUGAUCUGAAAAAUAUAUUAGAAUAUAUUUAGAAUAUGUUUUAGGCUUCAGUCCUAUAGACGUUUAACCUCUAGGGUUAUUGGAAUUAAGAAAUAACUGGAGCUCUAUCCAGUGAUGUCUUGCUCUGAUCUAGCAGAAAAUACUCAUACAACAGAGAGCUAUUUAGACUAUCAAGAAAUAUUCUUUUGUUUCACAAUUAUAUUUAAUGACUGCUACUGGUAUAUGUUAAAAUGUUGGUACUUACUGAAAUUUAAAUAAAGUUUUUAAAAUAAGCAACAAAAAAGAAUGCUAAGGACAAGAAUAUUUUGCUUUUAUAUUUAUGUCUUUAUGUCUUCAUUUUCAUCUUAACUUUGUACAUACUUUAUCAAUACUACAAAUGUUUUCCUUUCAAAAAUUAUUUCAUUUUUGGUCUCCAAGUGACAUCUUAUAUAGAAAAUGUUUUUAUCAUGAAGAUACUGCAUUGACUACAGAUUGUAAUUAUUUAUGUAAUACUUCUAAACAUGGAAAGAAUAAUUGUUGAAUAGCUGGAUUAAGAUGCAAAUUUGAAGCCCUGUAUAUUUCCAAAGCGAAUUUGAAAAAAAGUGUUGUUAGGUUUCUGUCAAAUUACUGUUGCAAACCUCACUGAUAGUCUGUAAGUGAGAAAAUAUCAAGUAUUUUCAAUAAAAGGGAAAUGUUUUC